Messenger RNA from Lipotes vexillifer (Yangtze River dolphin), 3427 nucleotides. It is a transcript of the gene GOLGA1, whose product is annotated as golgin A1. The record is from RefSeq and is a predicted model, not a curated record. The transcript has 23 exons. The coding region runs from base 307 to 2616 and encodes 769 amino acids. Lineage: Eukaryota; Metazoa; Chordata; Mammalia; Artiodactyla; Lipotidae. Gene Ontology annotation, cellular component: Golgi apparatus.
GCCCGCAGGCCGGCUGUGGGGGCUGGUGACGCGGGCCGGCGCUCACGAGAGGCCCCGGAGGCGGGGCUCUGCCGGCUGCCCAGAGAGCGGCAGGACAGAAAGCUUUGACCUCCAAGCUGUUUUAAAUCUAGUAGAUAAGCCAGAUACGCUAUUGCCACAAGGCUUUGGCCCACAUUUCAGUGGGAAUGCAGUUAGUUUGGAUAUCUGGAACUUUUUAGGCACCUGUCUUGGAAUUCCUGGUUACUGGCCUAACGACUGUUGGGGGUUCAAGACCUGGCCAUCAGUGCAGGAUAGCCACACAGCAAAAUGUUUGCAAAACUAAAGAAAAAAAUUGCAGAAGAGACUGCUGUCGCUCAGAGGCCAGGAGGUGCUACUAGGAUCCCACGAUCAGUGAGCAAGGAAUCGGUUGCCUCCAUGGGAGCUGACUCAGGAGAUGACUUUGCAUCUGAUGGAAGCAGCUCCAGAGAAGAUCUUUCAUCCCAGCUUUUGAGAAGGAAUGAACAGAUACGGAAAUUAGAGGCCAGGCUUUCUGACUAUGCUGAACAGGUCCGAAACUUGCAGAAGAUAAAAGAGAAGCUUGAAAUUGCAUUAGAAAAACACCAGGAUUCUUCCAUGCGGAAAUUUCAAGAGCAGAAUGAGACAUUCCAAGCCAACAGAGCCAAAAUGGCAGAAGGACUGGCUUUGGCAUUAGCCAGAAAGGACCAGGAAUGGUCAGAAAAAAUGGAUCAGCUUGAAAAGGAUAAAAGGUUUCUGACAGCUCAGUUACAGGAAAUGAAGAACCAGAGUUUGAAUCUUUUCCAAAGGAGAGAUGAAAUGGAUGAAUUAGAGGGGUUCCAGCAGCAGGAACUAAGUAAAGUAAAGCACAUGCUUUUAAAAAAAGAAGAAAGUUUGGGGAAAAUGGAGCAAGAAUUGGAAGCACGUACCAGAGAACUUAGUCGCACCCAGGAGGAGUUGAUGAUCUCCAACCAGAUGUCAGCAGACUUAAGCCAGACGAUAGAAGAGCUUCAGAGAAAAUACUCAACGCUGGAAGAGCAGAGAGAUCAUGUGACAGCUUCAAAAACAGGUGCAGAAAAUAAGAUCACAGCCCUGGAGCAGAAGGAACAGGAACUCCAAGCCUUCAUUCAGCAACUUUCCAUUGAUUUGCAAAAGGCCACUUUUGAAACUCAAGAGAAAGAAAAACUCAUCACACAUUUGCAGGAGAAGGUUGCAUCCUUGGAAAAGAGACUGGAGCAGAACUUAUCAGGGGGAGAACAUGUGCAGGAACUUCUAAAAGAGAAAACACUUGCUGAGCAGAAUUUGGAGGAUACCAGACAGCAGCUCUUGGCAGCCAGAAGCAGCCAGGCCAAUGCCACUGACAGCCUGGAGACUCGGGUGAAAGAACUAGAGCAGAGCCUGCAGGCAUCUGAGGAGAAGCUAAAACAGAGCAGUGACAUUGUGGCAGCUCAGGAAGCUCAGAUUCAGGAGCUUGCCUCCGCAAACAAGGAGAGCAGCUGUGCACAGCAGCAGGUCCUCACUCUGGAGCAGCAGUGCACAGAGCAGAUCCACACACUGAAGGCCCAGCUCUCUGCCCUGGAGAGAGCUCGGGCAGCCGACCAUGCGGCCGCGGAGCGGAAGGUGAGAGAGCUGGAGCAAGAAAAUGCAGGCCUUAAAGAAAGUAAGAAUGAAUGUGAACAUUCUUUACAACAUCACCAACUUGAACUAAAGAAGCUGAAGGAAGAAUGGAGCCAAAGAGAAAUUGUGAGUGUGGCAAUGGCUCAAGCCCUGGAGGAGGUGCGGAAGCAAAGGGAAGAGUUCCAGCAACAGGCUGCUAACCUGAUCGCCAUAGAAGGUGAGAAGGAGCAGAGUCUGCAGGAAAAAACUGAAGUGAUUCUCCAGAAAGAGCAAGAGAUUCUCCAACUGAAGAAAGGUCACGACUCCGCCCUGCUGCAGAUGCGCCAGCUGCAGAGUGAGCUGGAGGCCCUGAGGGGCCUGAGGGCCGAGGAGCAGUCGGAGACGGCCGACGUGCAGGAGGACCUGCUGAGGCUGCAGAGCCAGGAGCAGGGUGUGGUGCUCUCAGUCAGCGAGCCUCACGUGACCUCGAGGGCCGGGCAGGACCCCGCGUACCAGCUUCCGGCUGCAGAGGGGAUACCAAAUGGUGAGAUGGGGACCACCAUGGAUCUAGGGCAGCUACAGAAGGAAAAACAGGACUUGGAGCAGCAACUUCUAGAGAAAAAUAAGACCAUAAAGCAGAUGCAGCAGAGGAUGCUGGAACUCAAGAAGACUCUGCAGAAGGAGCUGAAAAUCAGACCCGAUAACGAGCUUUUUGAAGUCCGGGAGAAGCCUGGGCCUGAAAUGCCAAACGUGGCCCCUCCUGUCACGAAUAAUGCUGACCUGACUGAUGCCCGCGAGAUCAACUUUGAGUACCUCAAACAUGUGGUUUUAAAAUUCAUGUCCUGUCGCGAAUCUGAGGCUUUUCAUCUUAUAAAAGCUGUGUCAGUGUUGCUGAACUUUUCACAAGAGGAGGAGAACAUGCUCAGAGAAACCCUGGAGUAUAAGAUGUCAUGGUUUGGGUCCAAGCCAGCUCCCAAGGGCAGCAUCCGGCCGUCCAUCUCCAACCCUCGGAUACCAUGGUCCUAGGCGGCACCACCCAAGGAUGAACCUCCAAGGGCUGACACUUUUUCUGUGAAAAGAACACUGACACACCAGUCUGGGUGGGUUUUUAAUCACUGUAACUGCAGUAUUUUGUACAAGCAUCUGAACAUUGUUUACAAGACUUAAGGCCCACUCCUGCAGACUGAUAAGAACCUCAGGAGGUAGCUGAUCCUGUUGUUCUGUUCACCAGAGGGUCCUGGCACUACCCACAUUUCCACAGUGCUGCUAAAAUCCCAGCUCUGGCCAGCACCCAUCUGCCCCGUAUCCUCUUUCAAGGUGAGCACUUAAAGCCGAAGCCCUCAGCAUGUGUCAGAGAGGAGGCGGCUCAUCUGUCGUGUGGUGACGACACUGGACAUAGACAGCCCUUCAAAAUGGUGCCCAGCAGCCCAGACCCACCUAGUUCUGCCACGAAGAGCCAACUCCGUGAGGCCGGCCUUUAAAAACUCCCUUUCCCUUUCAGUAUGUUUGGGUUCAGAUGAGUUAGAAGCAGCGUUUUAAACCCUUCCUCCCAAGGAAACAUUAUUUCACGUUGUUUCUCAGACCACCGAGAACUUUAGUUGUCUGUCUUUAAGGUACUCUGGGGCCAGUGUGGAUUAAUGAAUAUGCACCUUUCUGACAGUAUCUCAUUUUACUGAAGAAAACUAGCAAAUGUAUAAAAAGAUCCUUAGUACCAAAUACACUCAAUUGCCUUUUUAAUGAAUGUACUUGUCUUGGAUAGGUUGCUGGUAAACCAUUUUAAACUAUUUUUUAUAGCUAAAGUUCCUUGCUAUUAUAAACAUAUCUUCUGUAUUAUAAA